UUAUAAACUACCCUAUAUAUGCCUGUAGCUGCAAUAAUCUCACACACAUAACACUCCCCCUUUUUUUCUUUCUUUAUACAAUGGGCAGCUCUUACAAAUUUCUUUUAAGCAUCUUCCUUGCAUCAUGUUUUAUAUCCACCAUUGCCAUGGCUCGGCCAAUUUCCUACACAAACUCCACAUUAGUAGUCCGAUUAAAACUCGAUGAUGAAGAGAGCUCAACUGCUUGUUGGGAUUCCUUGUUUCAACUCCACUCCUGCACCAGUGAAGUCAUUCUUUUCUUUCUCAAUGGUGAAACCUACCUCGGCCAAAGCUGUUGUCGUGCCAUCAGAAUUAUCGAACAUGAUUGCUGGCCUUCUAUGCUUGGUUCACUCGGAUUCACUUCCGAAGAAGGUGAUAUUCUACGUGGCUACUGUGAUGCCUCCAAUUCUACUGUCAGCCCUCCUCCACACAACACGAAUGCCAUGGAAUGAGAUCUAAAAUUUUUGAUAAAAUGUUUUGAAUAUUACUGUUUUUGCAUUUCACGAAUUUUGAAAACUGCAAAUGAAUCGAUAAUGGAAUGGAUGUUUAUAUGCAAUCCUGCUAAUCAGGCCUAAAGGUUUGUUAUUAUGUGCAAAUGUGGGGGUAUG
This is a messenger RNA of Daucus carota subsp. sativus, 626 nucleotides long. RefSeq names its product egg cell-secreted protein 1.1. The transcript has a single exon. Bases 81 to 470 code for a protein of 129 amino acids. Gene Ontology annotation, biological process: double fertilization forming a zygote and endosperm. The record is from RefSeq and is a predicted model, not a curated record. NCBI's taxonomy places the organism in Eukaryota, Viridiplantae, Streptophyta, Magnoliopsida, Apiales, Apiaceae.